AUGUCCGCAACCACACUGAAACUGAAGAGCUUGCUCGAAAGCCACAUCUCCCCCUUGUCCUUCCAGCACUCGGCGUACGACCCUCUCCUGAAGGCCAUCGGUAAUGCGCAGGUGGUUCUCAUUGGGGAUGGCUCGCAUGGGACCUACGAGUUCUAUGCCCACCGUGCCAAUCUCACCAAACGCCUCAUCGAGGAGCAAGGCUUUACGGCGGUAGCUGUAGAAGCUGAUUGGCCGGACGCGCUGAGGAUAAACAGAUACAUCCACGGCGGCGCCAUCGAGGGCGGCUCGAUCAAGUCGGCUCGCGAUGCCCUACGCGACUUUGAAAGGUUCCCCAAGUGGAUGUGGAAGAAUGAGGUCAUGCCGCCGUUCAUCCAGUUCCUGAGAGAGCACAAUAACCGCGUCAUGAAGACGACCGGGGACGCAUACAAUAAGGUCUCGCUCUAUGGCAUGGACCUCUACUCCCUGCACCGCUCUGCCCAAGCCGUCAUCCAGUACCUCGAGCGAAUUGACCCAGAAGGCGCCAAGAAGGCGCGCAAGAAGUACAACUGCUUUGAGCGAUUCGGCGAGGACACCACCCGGUAUGCUCUCGAGACGCAGUUUGGCCUGGCGAAGGACUGUCACGCCGAGGUCAUCUCAAAUCUAAGGACCCUGUUGCUGAAUCACAGGAAGUACAUCGAAGAACAAAGCGAUGGACACUACGGCCACCCUGCUGAGGAGCAAUUCUUUGCCGAGAUGAAUGCACUAGUUGUGAAGGACGCCGAGGAGUACUACCGCACUAUGAUGCUGGAGGACACGCGUAGUUGGAACCUAAGCGUUGUUCGAUCAAGGGACGACCAUUUUGCUCGGACGCUUGUGAAUAUCGCAAAUUAUCUGGGUUCCACAGACGUGGACGGAAGCUCUACACCGGCGAAGAUCAUAGUCUGGGCACAUAAUUCGCAUAAUGGCGACGCUAGAGCGACGGACAUGGGCAGGCGAAGAGGGGAGAUCAAUGUCGGCCAGCGGUGCCGAGAGAUAUUUGGCGACGACAAUGUCUUCAACGUCGGUUUCCUUACGAACAGGGGAACUGUUACUGCUGCCUAUGGAUGGGACGAACCUUCCGCCAUCCAUCGCAUGAAUCCUCCGCAUAAUACCUCCAUUGAGCACAUCUUCGACGAAUGGGCAAAGGGUGACAGUAUCAUUAUCACGCACAAGAUUGAAAAUACUCCCGAGGGCAAGGCGAAGAAACGUGAGGUCCCACGCGAGCUGACCGAAUUCCUCAAUGAACCGCGCUAUCAGCGCUUCAUCGGGGUGAUCUACCGGCGGGAUACGGAGUUACCGUCGCACUACUCGAAGUGCAGCGUUGCGGAUCAGUACGACGCUGUCGUACACAUCAAGGAGUCGCAAGGUAUCCAGCCGCUUGAGCCCGAGGAUACGUGGAAGGGCUUCGAGGGAGGCGAGGCGGACUUGACGUUCCCCUUUGGGCAGUGA
This is a messenger RNA of Postia placenta MAD-698-R-SB12, 1467 nucleotides long. RefSeq lists its product as hypothetical. NCBI's taxonomy places the organism in Eukaryota, Fungi, Basidiomycota, Agaricomycetes, Polyporales, Adustoporiaceae. The transcript is spliced from 9 exons. The coding region runs from base 1 to 1467 and encodes 488 amino acids. Gene Ontology annotation, biological process: response to antibiotic. The record is from RefSeq and is a predicted model, not a curated record.